AUGGCUCUAACCCUCGUCAUGAGAAAUCCUGAGGAGAAACCACCAUUCAAAAAUCAGUAUGAUCACCCUCUGGCUGAUCAUGAUCUGAAGUCAAUGCCAUCCAAAAGUUUGACUCGAUUCCUCGCCGGCGACGCCCGGAAGAAGGGGAGGUUGGCAGCCGACCACUGCCGGAAAGACGGAGAAGUUUGCAGCGUCAAUGGGGAAUACGGCGUCCACCGGAACUCCACUAACUGCUGCAACAAGAAGUGCAGACACGUGGAGACGGACAAGCACAACUGCGGGGGGUGCGGGAAGCAGUGCCAGUACACCUACUCCUGCUGCAGGGGAGAGUGCGUGGACUUGGCCUUCGACAAGAGGCACUGCGGCAAGUGCGACAACCGCUGCAUGCCCGGCGGCUACUGCAUUUACAGAAUGUGUGAUUACGCAUGA
Molecule: messenger RNA, 429 nt
Organism: Malania oleifera
Lineage: Eukaryota; Viridiplantae; Streptophyta; Magnoliopsida; Santalales; Ximeniaceae
Product: stigma-specific STIG1-like protein 3
Exons: 1
Coding region: 1-429 (142 amino acids)
Source: RefSeq, a predicted model, not a curated record